This is a messenger RNA of Colletotrichum graminicola M1.001, 795 nucleotides long. RefSeq lists its product as uncharacterized. The transcript has a single exon. The coding region runs from base 1 to 795 and encodes 264 amino acids. The record is from RefSeq and is a predicted model, not a curated record. Lineage: Eukaryota; Fungi; Ascomycota; Sordariomycetes; Glomerellales; Glomerellaceae.
AUGAACCUUCCACUCGGCCAAAACAUGCCCGUCGACGACCUCCAGUCAGAACAAGUGCAGCUGGGCGGGUCCUACGUCGACACCGUCGUCGCCAUCUCCGAGGAGCUGGGACACAUGAAGGAUCUCUUGCCGCUGGUCAAGCUACUGUCGCUCGUCUACAAGAUGCGUUCGCCAAGCCCGGAUGAAGAAUGCCACAUGAACGCUCUCAUGCGGACACUUUCUGGCGACGCCCUCCAUAAGACCACCACCGACAGGCAUCCCCAAGGCUUCACCCGGGACGAAAUCGUCCAGUCCUUCCAAAGGCUCCUCGGCCCCGUCCUCACCGGCUUGGCCGGCCAAGGCGACUUAGAGCAGGCCGUCGGCGCCGGUCAGGAUCCCGAGUCGUUCCGCCAAUUCUGGGCCCUCGACGAUAGGAAUCUGCUCACUGACGCCAUGUCCGGCAGAGGGGCCCUUGCGGCCACGUCCGAGAUGGGGGUCAACUUCCUCGAGACCUUUGUCGAGGAUAAGAGCCGCCGGCUGGCCCUCACCCAGGACCACGGCGCUCUCGUGCUGGUGUCCAACCGGACCCGUGUCGGCGACGAGGUGUGGAGGAUGUCGCGUAGCUCGUCGUUGGUCGUCGUCCGCAGAGAAGGCCGGCCUGAGAUGCCCUCGAUGGACAUGAGCGUUCUGGGUGAAGCGUACAGCCAUGGGUUCGCCAAGGGCAAGUCGCCAAAGGGUUGCAGGCAGGACCACAAUGACAUGGAAUUCCUCACCUCUUCCGUCGCCGUUGGACUCGCCGGCGGUGUGCCAAUGUAG